Molecule: messenger RNA, 1662 nt
Organism: Rhinichthys klamathensis goyatoka
Lineage: Eukaryota; Metazoa; Chordata; Actinopteri; Cypriniformes; Leuciscidae
Gene: saga
Product: S-antigen; retina and pineal gland (arrestin) a
Exons: 16
Coding region: 186-1358 (390 amino acids)
Biological process (GO): G protein-coupled receptor internalization; signal transduction
Cellular component (GO): photoreceptor inner segment; photoreceptor outer segment
Molecular function (GO): G protein-coupled receptor binding
Source: RefSeq, a predicted model, not a curated record
CUAUUUGGAAAGCUGGAGAAUGUGUAAAGGGGAUUUUAGCUAUAACCCUGCCUAACCUGAUUAGUUGGGCAAUACACAUCCUGAGUACAAAUACCAUCUCUUCCCCACGGGUCACUGCUUUCUCUGUCCUCAAGCCUCAGACCUCACAAAUUAGUCGAAUCAUCACUGCCAGUCUCUAAACAACAAUGAGUCAAAAACAGGUUGUCUUCAAGAAAAUAUCCAAGGAUAAGUCGGUUGGUGUGUAUAUGGGGAGGAGAGACUUUGUUGACCGUGUUGACUCGGUGGAUCCAGUGGAUGGCGUCCUUCUCGUUGACCCUGAACAGCUGAAAGGGAAAAAAGCGUACGCCACCUUGUCCUGCGCGUUCCGAUACGGCCGUGAUGAUACGGACGUGUUGGGAAUCUCAUUCAGACGAGAGAUCUACCUGGCCACCCGGCAAAUCUACCCCCCACUGCAGGACAAAGAGCAGGGCAUUCUCACCAAGGUUCAGGAUAAACUACUGCGCAAACUGGGUGACAAUGCCUACCCGUUUUUCUUUGAAUUCCCUGAUAACUUGCCCUGCUCAGUCGGAAUACAGCCAAGCCCAAAAGAUUCUGGAAAGUACUGUGCUGUUGAGUUUGAGGUGAAAGCCUUUUGUGCUGAGAGCCAGAAUGCAAAAGUUCGCAAACGGAGCACAGUAUGUUUGACGAUUCGCAAGGUCCAGUACGCUCCAGAGAACCUCGGACCAGCUCCCUGUGUGCAGACCACCCGUGACUUUCUCAUGUCUGACAAACCACUGCAUAUGGAGGCAAACUUAGAAAAACAGAGUUACUAUCAUGGGGAACCCAUCAACGUAACUGUCAAAAUCAGGAAUGACUCCAACAAAAAUGUGAGGAACAUCAUUAUCUCUGUGGAACAAAUCGCCAAUGUGGUGCUGUACUCCAAUGACAGUUAUAAUGAGACAGUGGCCAGUGAGGACUCUGGGGACUCUGUUGAUGCAGGCGCCAAACUGGACAAAGUUUACACCUUGCUUCCCCUCAUGGCCAAAAACAGAAAAAAGCAUGGCAUCGCACUGGAUGGAAAACUGAAGCAUGAAGACACAAAUCUAGCCUCUUCAAGCAUCAUCAAACAGGGAGUCCUGAAGGAAGUUCUGGGGAUCAUGGUGUCAUACAGAAUUGUUGUGAAGCUUAUUGUUGGAGGAAUUAUGGGAUCCAGUGAGGUUGGAGUGGAGCUCCCGUUCCAGCUUAUGCACCCGAAGCCUGACACAGUGAGAGAAAGCGAACUGGAGGAUGAAGUGGUGUUUGAGGAGUUUAAGCGUACCUACUUGAAAGGCACGGCCGAGGACGAGGAUGAGGGAAACAUAUCACCUGCCGAGAAUUGAGGAAUGCAUGUAGAAGUCAACCAGUUCUUAAAGCAUAAUUACAUAUUUAAGGCUAUUCAAUAGACAAUCAUAUAGAGAGCAUCACUGAAAUAGAGCACUGCUCUGGACUGUUAUUAGCAGAUAAAGCUAUUGUCAAUUUGAACAAUUUCCAAAUACAUGGUUCUCUAGAGACCAUUCUUCAGCUGCCUGACAUUUUGGUGUAUAUCUUUAGUGAUUUGAAAGAAACUGCUUUGCUGGAAUUUGGUGACUACACAACAAUAGUAUAAAACUACAUAGUAAAGUCCUAGCUGUGUGUUUUUUUUUA